Monoraphidium neglectum is the source of this 444-nucleotide messenger RNA. RefSeq names its product DNA polymerase alpha subunit A. Gene Ontology annotation, biological process: mitotic DNA replication initiation; lagging strand elongation; leading strand elongation. Bases 1 to 444 code for a protein of 147 amino acids. Gene Ontology annotation, molecular function: DNA replication origin binding; pyrimidine nucleotide binding; DNA-directed DNA polymerase activity. Gene Ontology annotation, cellular component: alpha DNA polymerase:primase complex. The transcript is spliced from 5 exons. Lineage: Eukaryota; Viridiplantae; Chlorophyta; Chlorophyceae; Sphaeropleales; Selenastraceae. The record is from RefSeq and is a predicted model, not a curated record.
AUGAAGGCGGCCAAGGGGCCGGGCGACUACCAACGCCUCAACAUCCAGCAGCAGGCCCUGAAGCUGACGGCCAACAGCAUGUAUGGCUGCCUGGGGUUCACCAACAGCAGGUUCUACGCGCGGCCCCUCGCGGAGCUCAUCACCAGCCAGGGCCGCGAGAUCCUGCAGACCACGGUGGACACAGUGGCCAACAUGGGGAACGGCCUCGAGGUGGUGUACGGCGACACGGACUCGAUGUUCGUCCACACGGGGACGGACGACCUGGCGGCGGCGCGCGCCUCUGGGGCCGCCAUCAAGCGCGAGGUCAACAAGCGGUACCGUCUGCUGGAGAUUGAGCUCGACGCAAUCUUCAGGACCCUGCUGCUGCUCAAGAAGAAGAAGUACGCGGCCAUCAAGGUGCGGCGGGAACUUCACGCCGUGAACUUUGCCAAUCCCUCCUCCUGA